This is a messenger RNA of Macrosiphum euphorbiae (potato aphid), 11856 nucleotides long. Lineage: Eukaryota; Metazoa; Arthropoda; Insecta; Hemiptera; Aphididae. The record is from the annotation of a GenBank genome assembly.
AUGUAUGAAAGUAUCGUUGAUCAAAUGAAAUGCUAUGAACGGUUAAAAUUAAUUGACUGGACAAACAAAGCAAAAUCAUUGGCUGUACGUCAAAUGGAUACCAACAUACUUGUUUGUAUUGGAACAAAAACUAAUACAGAUCAAUGUCAUACUGAAAGUAAUUUACCUAAAAUUGAAGAUUUAAAAGAUUGGUUGAAGUGUUCCAGAAAAUCAAAUCAAAUAUUAUCCGAUAAUAAACUAAUGUUCAAAACCAAUUUUAAUGAUCAAGUUUAUGAGUUAAUUGAAGAAGCAGAGAUGAUGGAAAACUUGGGAAUCGUUUUACCUAGAGAGAUACAGAUGUUAUUAGCUAAGAAAAAUAGUUUGCUAGAUGACAUAAUGAAAGUGAAAAAUAUGGUUAAUACAUAUAAUACAUUUAUUUCUUCUAUGAGCAAUUUAGAACUUGCCAUAUUAAAACACAAAUUGAAAGAUAUUGAAGAUUAUUUUUACAUGGGUCUCUGUCGUUAUAAUUGGCUUUCAAUAAGUAUAGAUACAUUUACAAACCAUGGGUUGAUUUUGAUAAAUAAAACAAAAAAUCAGUUGAUCAAUAUCAAAAUAGUUGAAUCUCAUAUAUCAAAAUUGAUAAAAUCGUUUGAAAAUCUGAAUUUAUUUCCAUUGAAUAUUUUAAUCGACAACGAUUCAACAUCAAUAAAGUACAAAAUGUUACCUAUAAGUUAUGAACGCUUUGGGUUUAAAGAAUUUCGACAUAUCAUUACCAAUUACCAAGCAAUUUCAAAAUGUUUAAUACGCCUGGAACUAUAUUUAUUUGGUUCAAAGAGUGGUACCUGUAAACCCAUGGUUGGGUUAUACUUAAGUUAUAAAAAUAUGAUACUGAAUUCUAUUUUUAAGAUGUAUUUAAACAAUUUGGAUUAUUACAAUAAUGCUUUGAUAAGUGACAAAUCACUUAUCAAAUUGAUAGUAAACAUAACUGACCAAGAAAUUACCAUAGUUCCUAAUUUGUAUGUCACUUAUAAUACAAUUUUAAGAAAUGUAACAAAGUGUUUGACAUGGUUAAAAGUUUUGCCUGUUUGGCAAAUGGAAUCAUGUAUGUAUUGCUUGACGGAAGAAAAUAAAUGGAAGAAUGAAAACUACAAAAAUACAUUGUAUGAAGAAAUAAUAAACAAUAAAGCUAUUCUAGAAAAAAUUGAAAUUCUUCGUAAAACUUCUCACAGUCUAAUGGUCGAUGUGAAUAAAUAUUUAAAAAAAUGGCAGCAAUUCAAAUUCUUAUGGAAAGGAUCAAAAAUAAAAAAUAAAGGAUUUUCAACUACAGAUACAUCUAUUCAGGAUUAUGAAAACAUUUUUAACGACUUAAAACGACUUCAAUUAUAUUUUUCAACGAUGUCAUUACAUAAAAAAAUACAAUGCAUCAAAUUGGAUCUCAGUCCAAUUAUAAAUCAAAUGAAACUAUACACGCGUGAAUUGAUAUUAUAUUUUGCUGAUCAAUUAAUAAAAUCUACGAAGGAAAUGAUGCAUCGACAAGGGGAUAAAUUUGACACUUUUAAAAUGCUGACAAAUGAUGAUAUAAGAAAUAGCGAAGAUUUUUACAAAAAUCUUUAUAUAAUAGAAGAGAUUAGAACAGAACAAGUGAACGUUGAGAUAUUUUUCCAAAACUUAAACCAUCGUAUUUAUAUUUUGGAAGAAAUGGGAGUUAUUAUGUCUUAUGAAGAUCUAACAUAUAUUUCAUAUAUACAGGACGACUGGACAAUGUUACAACACAUUGCUUCAGAAAAGAAAUUAUUUUUAGAAAAAGCCAAACUCAUUUGGUCUCAUACCGUUAAAAUCAAUAUUGAAAUGUUUUCAGUCUGUAUAGACACAUUUUUGGAAAAAUAUGAUCAAUGUGGCCUUAAGAAAAUUAAAGAUGACUUAGAUUUAGGACUUAUCUUAAUUAAUGAGUAUGACUGCAAAUUUACUGAUUUUAUGAAAAAAAAAGAAAAAUUAGUUAAGGAGGAAGAACUAUUUAAUUUAAAAUUAUUAAAUACAGAUCGAUUUGAUAGUUAUUAUUCUGAGUUUCAAUAUAUGAAGCUAGUAUACUCCUUGUACGAAGCACAAAAGUCGGACAUUGAAAAGUGGUCAAAAAUAUCAUGGUUUGACAUUGAAAUAGAAUUUGUUCGUGAAGCAUUUGGUGCUCUUAUGUUAAAAUUUAAGACCCUGCCUGUCUUAGCGCAAGAUACACACCCUGCAAAGAUUUUAGCAAAGUAUUUAAAGGAAUUGAGACAUAGUAUACCAAUUUUACUUCAGUUAAAGAAUGAGGCAUUUAAACCUAGACAUUGGAAAGAAAUGUUGGAUACUAUUGGUGUAUAUUUUAAUUUUGAUGAAGAAAUGUUAACUUUUGAUAUUGUUUUGAAAAUGAGAACUGUAAAACAUAAACAUGUUAUUAAAAAAAUACUAUGUAAAGCAAUUGAUGAAAACAGGAUUGAACAAAAAUUGAAAGAAAUAAAUGAACGUUGGAAUACAAUGAGUCUUAACAUAGAGAAAUUCUCUAAUGUAAUUUUGCAUAUUGAACAUAAACUAUGUGGAGUGCAUGAUGUGUUGCAAGUUUUGGAAGAUGAUCAAAUUACAAUGCAUAAAAUGAUGAACUCGUAUUCAGUUGAACCAUUUUUAGAAAAAGUUGAAACAUGGCAGAAGAAUUUAUCAACUGUGAAUGAAGUUCUAAAUAAAUGGUGGUUUGUACAACAAAAAUGGAUUUAUCUCGCAGAAAUAUAUGCUGGGAAAAACAUUUUAAAUAUUUUACCCGAAAAAGCUGAGAAGUUCAAUGAACUGAACAAAUUCUAUCAAGAGGUAAUGGCUAAUGCAAAUAGAAAUUCAAAGAUCCUUGAACAGUGUUUAACGCCAAAUAUUAUUAACCAAUUAUUAUGGUUGGAAUGUCGUUUAGACACUAGUCAAAAAGAAUUGAAUAGUUAUAUAUCUGAGAAAAGAAACUGUUUUCCUAGAUUUUAUUUUAUAUCAGAUAAUGAUUUGUUGUUCAUUUAUGGCAAUUCUAAUCCAAUUGCUAUCCAGGAAUAUAUUAUUCAGAUAUUUGAUAAUAUUAAAAGUUUUAAUUACGAAUUAAAAGAUGAAAGUUACACAGUUGUAGCAAUGAAAACAUUUAGCGACGAAGUAUUAGUAUUUAAAAAUUAUGUAAUUAUUAAAAAUACUGUAGACAAAUGGAUGCAUAAAGUUAUUGAUCAAAUGCAAAAGUCGAAUCGUUUUAUGAUUAAAAAAGCUAUAUUGGAUUUAGGAUUUGUUUCAUGUUCAAUUACUAGAUGUGAUUGGAUAAAUAAUUUUCCACUAUCAGUUUGCUUGACCGCAGAUACUGUGUGGUGGACUGUUGAAGUAGAAAAUGUUUUUGAUGAAAUUGAAUUAGGUAACCGGUUAAGCAUGAAACAAUAUUUGAAUCAGUUGAAUAAAAAAAUUAAUGAAAUAGUUAUACAAAGUAGAAAAGAAAUGUUGGAAAAUAAAAGAAACAAGUAUAGUUCUAUAAUAAUUUUAGAUGUUCAUCAUAGGGACAUUAUUGAAUCAUUUAUUAUAAACAAUGUGACCUUUGCAAAAUCAUUUGAAUGGGACAGUAUAAUUAAAACAUAUUGGAUAAAAAGCAAGGACAAUUUAUACAUAUCACAGUGUUCAGGUUUUUUUGAUUAUGGAUAUGAAUUUAUGGGAUCAACUAAGAACAUUGUUAUAACCCCAUUAACUAAUCGUAUAUUCUUAACGUUCACACAAGCAUUAAUGAUGUGCUUAGGUGGUGCAACUCACGGUCCUACUGGAACUGGUAAAACUGAAACUACUAUGGCUAUGGCAAAAAUGUUUGGCAAUAUAUGUAAAAUUAUUAACUGUAGUGAUGGGUUGGACCAUCAGACAUUUAGUCAUUUCUUAAAUGGAAUUUGCCAAAGUCGAAUUUGGGGAUUGUUUACCAAGUUCAGUAGAAUUUCUCAAAAAACAUUGUCUGUUAUAUCAACUUUACUAUUUUCCAUGAAAUGGGCACUAUUUGGAAACAAAAACGAACAUAAUUUUCAUGAAUACAAUAUAAGUAUUAAUCCAAAAAUUGGUAUAUUCAUUACCAUGAAUAUUGAAGAAAUUAGUGUACAAAGAAAAGAGAUUGAUGAAAUAAUAAAAAGUCAUUUUAGACCAGUGAUUUGUCUCCUUCCAGAUUUUGAACAAAUAUGCUUCACUAUUUUAUAUUCUGAAGGAUUCUUGGAAGCUAAAAUUUUGUCAAAGAAAAUAUCAUUAUUAUAUAAGUUAUGUAAAGAUGGACUUUCAAAUCCAUUAAACCACACAUUUGAUUUAAGAUCGUUAAAAUUAGUCAUCAGGACUGCAAGAGACUUACUAACUAAACAACCAGAGCUCGAAGAGAGUUCAGCAAUAAUGAAAAUAUUACGAGAUUUAAAUUUGCCUAAGUUAAUUGAUAAAGAUAUUGCUUUAUUUUUAUCAUUUAUAUCUGAUUUAUUUCCAAACAUCAAAUAUUUAAAAACAAAAAAUGCUGAUUUUAUCAAAGCUAUAGAAAUUGCAUUGAAACGUGAAAAAUUUGUAAAAAUUGACACCCAAAUAGAAAAAAUCAACGAAAUUAUGGAGACACUAACAAAUAGGAAUUCAAUUGCAAUCAUCGGACCAACAAGUGGAGGAAAAUCUGUUAUAAUAAACGUGUUAUGUGAAACUUUAAAUCAUUUAAAAAUAUCAACGAAACUUAUAACGCUUAACCCAAAAGCAUUUACUAAAUUAGAGUUAUACGGUUAUGCAGAUCCAAUUACAAAAUCUUGGAAUGAUGGAUUAUUGACGAAUAUUUUCCGAAACAUUAAUCAACCAAUUGUCCCUAAUAAUCAGUCUUACUAUUUUAUUUUGUUCGACGGUGAUAUAGAUUCAAUUUGGGUUGAUGACUUGAAUCCUGUCAUGGAUGAUAAUAGAAUGUUAACGUUAUCAAAUGGAGAGAAAAUUAGGAUAAAACCACAAUGUAAUUUGUUGUUUGAAGUCGGACAUUUAUCAUAUUCGGCUCCAUCUACGAUAUCUAGAAUGGGUAUAGUGUAUGUUGAUCCCAGUAAUCUUGGUUAUAUGCCGUUUUGGGUACGAUGGUUAGAACCACGAAGUUUAAUGGAGCAAACAGCAUUGGAUCAAUGUUUUCAAAAAUACGUACCUGUGUUGCUAAAUUUAAUUUUUAAAGAUGGAAACGACUUAAAUAAAUCAUUCCCGCUAACGACUGCUGUUUUUCAGACUAGACUAAAUAUGAUCACUCAACUUUGUUUUAUUUUGGAUACCAUAUUACCUUUAGUUUCAUCAGACAAUAAUGAUUCGAUUAAAGUCGGUCGUAAAAGAGCUGCAAUGACUAGCAAUGAUAUUGCCAUUCCACUGACUUCGAUGAUUUCGUUUGUGGCUGGUAUGGGAGUAUUAGAAGCAGUUUUUAUCCAAGCUUUAUAUUUAUCACUGGGUGCGUUACUAACUGAUGUGACAUCUCGUCAUACGUUUGAUGAAAAUGUUAAAAAAUUAUCUGGUUUUGUAACUGCUCCAAAUGCCCAUGAACGGUCAAAACAAAAAAGUUUAAAAUACAUACCAUCCGGUGAGCCUACUUGGUAUGACUACUAUUUAGAUUUUAGUACGUUGGAGUGGAUGUCGUGGAAAAACGCAGUCCCAGAGUAUAUUCAUAAUGAUACUAUUACAUUUGACGAUAUACUUGUUCCCACAGUUGAAUCAACUAGAUUGGUUUGGAUAUUAAAACUAAUAAAUGAAGUUAAACGUCCUACAAUUAUAGUUGGUGACAUGAGUUCUGGUAAAACAGCUACAAUGAAAUAUUUCAUACGUAAUCUUGAUCAAAAAUACUAUAUAAAAAUGGCAUUAAAUUUAUCGGCUAGGACUUCGUCAUUAGAUGUUCAGCAAAAUUUAGAAACAAAUUUGGAAAGGCAUUCUAGAAAAACAUACGGCCCACCAGUUGGAAAGCGAUUAGUUUAUUUUAUUGAUGAUUUAAAUUUGCCUCAAAUGGAUGAAUGUGGUACACAACAACCAAUUGCAUUAUUGAAAAGUAUAUUUGAUAAACAAGGCAUGUAUGAUAGACACAAAUGUUUCAAUUGGAAAGAGCUCGUGGAUAUAUGUUUCUUUGCCGCUAUGAAUCACAUAGGAAGUGGUCGAAAUGAAUUAGAUACACGUUUUUUAUCACUAUGUUCAGUUUUUUCAUUACCUUUUCCAUCUGAUGAUACAAUUCGAUAUAUUUUCAAUUCUAUUUUAUCUGGACAUACAAAAUCCUUUACAGAGAACAUAAAAUCUGCUGUUCAUAAUAUUAUAAAUAUGACAGUACAUUUAUACAAAUUAGUACUUAAAAAACUUCAUCAAACACCAGAAAAAUUCAUUUACGUAUUCAAUUUGUGUCAUAUAAGUUUUAUCAUCGAUGGUAUGACACGCAUAUUGCCCAACACAUUUACGACUACAGAAUCCUUUGUACGAGUUUGGAGGAACGAGUUCACCAGAGUGAUAUGUGAUAGAUUAAUUUAUCAACAAGAUCGAGAAAUGAUUGAACGUCAUCUUACUCAAGAAUUAGAGACAUAUUUUCCUUCACAAGUGGAAUAUGUUCUUAGAGAUCCUCUUUUGUUCGGUGACUGUAGGAAUGCUAUUAGUGCGAACAAUCAAAUACGAAUAUACGAGGACUUAAUAGAUUACGAUUCUGUAUUUUAUUUAUUUCAAGAAAUACUAUUAGAAUAUAAAAAAUAUCAUGGUUUGUUGGACAUGGUACUUUUCAAUGAUGCAUUAGAUCAUUUAAUCAGAAUUCACCGUAUGCUUAGAAUGGAUAGAGGGCAUGUUUUGUUAAUUGGAUCGAAUGGAAAUGGAAAAAAAUCACUGUCUAAGUUAGCUGCAUUCACAUCUGGCUAUGAAAUAUUUAUAAAUAAUUCAUUUCAUUCAAAACAUAAUUUUAAAAUGAAUGAACAAAAGUUUAAACAUGAUCUGAAAAAUAUAUUUUUGAAAGUGGGAAUAAGAAAUCAGCCCACUGUUUUCAUAGUGGACAAAGUUGAUGUUAUUGAAGAAGGAAUCUUAGAAUUUAUUAAUAAUAUAUUGACGAACGGGUUUGUGCCUUCGUUAUACUUAGAUCAAAAAGAGAAUUUAGAAAUGGUCCAGCGUUUUAAAGAUAUAAAUAUAAACACAUCGAGUGAAAUUACAACGGACAUGUUCUUAAAAAAUUGUCUAAACAAUCUUCAUAUUGUGCUAUUAAUGUCACCUGGGAACAACCUUAGACUUAUAUUUCGGAAUUACCCCGGUUUCGUGAAUAAAACGUAUGUUGACUGGAUUAACAAAUGGCCUGUGGAGGCGUUAAAUGCAGUGGUGGAAAAAGUUUUGAUAAACGAUCAAGUUAUUCCAGAUGUUUACGUUAAUAAUGUAAUAAAGCAAAGUGUUUACAUGCAUAAAUCUGCAGAAAACUAUGCAAAAACAUUUUUUAAGCAUACAACUCGAAAGAUUUGUUUUACAUUGAAACACUUAGUAGACUGUGCUCAAACGUACAAGAAUUUAGUUAAAAAUAAAUUGAACGUGUCACUAAUUAAGUCUCAACAGAUUCAGAGUGGCUUAGAAAAAAUUGAAGAAAGUACUUUAGAGCUUGAUAGGAUAAAUGAUACAUUACUUCAGCAAGAUUUAUCUAUAAUACAGAAGAACGAAAUGUGUCAACACAUUAUGAAACAAAUUAAUGACACUCGUAUACUUGUAGAAGAAAUAAAAUCUGUUGUGAAUAAUAGUACUGAAAAGUUAAAUUUAAAAAGUGAACAAAUUAUAAAUACAAAAAAACAAAUGAAAGAGUUAAUAGAUAAAACAUUACCUGUUUUAAGUACUACUAGAAAUUUAUUGAAUGAAAUUAAUUCAGACGAUUUAACAGAAUUAAAAUCUUUGGACACGCCAUCUGAAUCAGUUAUGACUUUACUUGAAUGUGUAGCUAUUUUAAGAGGUAUUAAAGAUAUGAACACAUGGAAAAGUUUAAGUGAUAUGAUUGAAGAACCAAAUUUUCUAAAUAAUUUACAAGAAUUGGACGCAAAUAAAAUUAAUCAAAGACAUCAAACUCAAGUACGAACGAAGUUAAAAUUUUUGAAAAAAACGGUUGAUAUUCAAGCUAUUAGCAAAGUGGAAUGUAGUAUAUUAAAUUUUAUUGAGUCUGUUUUAAAAUACUGUCAUAUUUAUCAAGACAUUAUACCAUUAAAAAAUAAGAUACACAAAUUUGAUAAAGAUUAUCUUAACGCUACUUUAAAACUAAAAGAACAUGAAGAUAGUUUAGAAAAUACUCGAUGCACUUUAUCAGAUUUAGAAAAAUCCUUAGAUGAUUUAUCUAAGGAAAAUAUUGAACUAAAAAAAGAUAAUUGUUCAUUGAAAAUUAAAUUUGAAUAUGCUGACAAGGUUAUAGAAGGACUAAAAUCUGUACACGAAAGAUGGAUUAUAGAUUUAGAAAAUCAAACCAUAAUAAAAAAUCAAAUAAUCGGUAAUUGUUUACUGAAUGCUUCAUUUUUAGUCUAUGCUGGCCCAUUUUCAUUAGAAUAUCGUGAACAAAUCAUUUUUAACGAUUGGUACAAUCAUAUUGUUGAUCUGGAAUUACCAAUUGACUUGAACAUUGAACUAGAAAAAGAACUAAUUGAUGAAAAAGUGAUAUAUGAUUUGAUUUCAAAUGGUUUGCCUUGUGAUAAAUACACAAUUCAAAAUGGAAUAUUGAUGACUCAAUCUAAUCGAUUUCCUCUUUGUAUUGACCCACAUAAUCAAGGAUUUAAUUGGAUUAAAAACCAUGAAAAAAAUAACUCAUUAAAAAUUCUUUCCUUUGCUGAUAAUGAUUAUAUUGUGCAUUUUAAAAAUGCUUUACAAUAUGGGCAAUCAGUAAUUUUUAUUGAUUUUGAAAACAUGGAUUUAGAUAUAAAGGAUUUAUUAAAUAAAAAUAUACUAUCUGAGUCAUUUGAUUCUGAAUAUAUUGAAAUAGAUGAUAAAAAAUGUAUGUAUAAUCAAAACUUUAGAUUAUACUUGAUGACUAAACAAACUAAUCCAAAGAUUACUACAUCCAUCUACUCCAAUAUGACUGUCAUAAAUUGUUCAAUCACACAAGAAGGAUUGGAAGGUCAGCUACUUAAUUUGGUGAUCAAACAAGAAAUAAAAGAAGUAGAAAAUAAGAAAGAAUUAAUAGUAAAAAAUAUGUAUCAACAUAAGGAAGAACUUGAAGCAUUUAAAAAUUUGUUUAUAAAAGAAAUCAUAAAUUGCUCUGAACCUUUGAUUGACAAUCCACAUCUUUCAAAUAAACUCGAAGAUAUAAAAUUAAAAAUUAAUUCAAGUUCUACAGAAUUAAAAUUGUCUAUUGAAUCAAUGACUUUAAUUGAUCAGUCUAGAGAUAUUUACAAAUCUGUAUCACAAAAAGGCGCAUUGUUUUAUAUGUCUCUUUAUGGAUUAAAAGAUAUUGACCAAUUAUAUCAAUUUUCAAUUGAGUCGUUUAUGAAAUUGUUUUUAAAUUCAAUUGAUUUAGCAAAAAAAGAUCAAAAUGUAUUGAACAGGAUAUCAAAUAUUAUCAACCAACUAACAAAUGAUGUUUUUGAAUUUAGUAGUAUCAGUAUUUAUGAAAAACACAACUUAUUAUUUUUAUUUCAAAUAGCGUGUACUUUAGAUAAAGAUGCAGGAGGUUUGUUGAAUUCCGAAUUAGUAUUCUUCAUCAAGGGUAAUAUUAUAGGCUCUGAAAAUGUCACCAUAAAAAAUCCAACAACAUGGUUAUCAAAUGAGUGUUGGCAAAAUGUUGUUAAUUUAAGCACGAACUUUGAAAAUUUCUCGAAUUUGAUUGAACAUAUUACUAAUAACAUUAACAAUUGGAAAGAGUGGUUUUAUUCAGAAUAUCCAGAGUCUGAAAAUACUAUACCUAUCAAAAUGAACAAAUAUUUUGAUGUGUUAAUGCUAAUAAGAUGUUUUAGAACUGAUCGAGUGUAUCAAUCUGUUGAAAAUUACGUUUAUAAAAUAAUUGAAGUAAAUAACGAGAGUUGUAUCAAUAAAAAAAAUACAAAUCUUGAAGUUAUACAUAAACAAUUUUCAAAUUUAACUCCAUGUGUUUUGAUAUUGAAUAACGGAUCAGAUCCGGCUAAAGACCUGACUAAUCUUGCAGAAAAAAAUGAUAUAACUGGUCCUACGUUCAAAGUUCUUUCAUUAGGAACUUUCAGUGACGAUGUUAUUUAUUUAGCUUUAAAAUCGGCAAUGUACCGCGGAAAUUGGUUGAUUGUUCAAAACUGUAAUUUUUCUGUUCGUUUUCUGUACGGUAUUGAAUAUAUAUUAGAGCAAGCAAAUGAAAGUUGGCAUCAAAACUUUAGAUUAUGGCUUAUAUUUAAUGGAGAUUCAUCACUGAGUGAUUCAUUUCCAAUAUCUCUUUUGCUCAGGUCAUUAAAAGUUAUCAUUGAGCCUUCAAAUCAUAUGAAGAUGUGUAUGCAGAAUGCUUUAGAUAAAUACAAUUUUGAAGACCAAGAUGAUAAAAAUCCUCAUCCUGCUUUCAAAUCUUUGCUAUAUGCUUUACUAUUUUUUCAUGGAAUAUUAUUAGAACGUAAAAAGUAUAAUAAAUUUGGAUGGAGUUUACCAUAUAAUUUUGAAUAUUCUGAAUAUGAUAUGUGUCAACAAAUAAUUGCUAUAUUUUUAAGAAAAAGUAAACCAGAUGAAAUACCUUGGACCACAUUAAAGUAUCUAAUCGGUGAAAUCAUAUAUGGAGGAAAAGUGAUCGAUAGCUAUGAUCGCAGAAUUCUCUUGACAUACGUGGAUGAAUAUUUUGGUGAUUUUAUAUAUAGUUCUUAUCAGCCGUUCAGCUUUUACAAUUGCAAAGAUUCUUUCAAGGCGGUAAGAUACAUAGAGGUGGAAAGAAAAUUAUUUGAAAAUAAUGAACACAAUUUGGUAGAAGCAGUUAAUGAAUUGCCAAUGUCUAUUAACCCAAAAGUUUGCGGAUUAAAUCCAAAUGUUUUGUUUGGAUACCACAAUAGUUUGGUUGAAAUGUUGUGGGCAGAUAUGAUAAAGUUGUAUCCAAGUGUUGAUACAAUUGAUGAUAAAAAUACUGAUUGGGAUCAAGUUGUCCAAAAUACUAUUGAAGACAUUUUAAAAUCUUUGCCAGAACUUUAUAAUUUAAAUAAGGUGAAAAUGUUUUACGGAGAUAAAUGUUUUUCUCCUAAUAUUAUAGUUUUACUUCACGAACUCGAGAAAAUUAAUGCGUUAUUAUCCGUAAUAAGAAACACCCUAUCACAACUCUCAAAGGUAUUUCUGGGAAAAGUGGAAAUGAAUACGAUGUUAGAAGACGUUUCAAUGUGUUUAUACGCCGGUCGUGUCCCAGGUUGCUGGAGUAAAUUAUCACCACAGACAGUUAAAUCAUUGCCCUGUUAUAUUGAACACCUUACAAAACGUACACUUCAAUAUUCGAAUUGGAGCCAAAUCAGAGAACCUUUAGUCAUGUGGCUAUCAGGGUUACAUUCGCCGAAAUCGUAUCUAACAUCUUUAAUACAAUUGGCAUGUAGAAAAUAUGGUUGGUCAAUUGAACACAGCAUGUUUUAUACAUCUAUAACUCAAUGGACUUGUGAAAGUGAAGUUCAACGAGAACCAGACGCCGGAUGUUACAUUACUGGAUUAUAUUUAGAGGGUGCACGUUGGGAUAUGAAUAAACAAUGCUUGACAGAAUGUAAGUUUCAUAAUACGCUGGAACAUUUGCCAAUUUUAGCUAUUAUUCCUAUUGAAACUCGUCUGCUAAAAUUACCUAAGAGUUCAAUUACCAUACCAGUAUACGUGACUUCGAAACGAGGACAUUUGAUGGACGAUAAUUGUGUAUUCCAAGCCAAUUUAAAUACAUUGGUGCAUAAGAGUUUUUGGAUUUUACGAGGAGUUUGUGUUGUUAUGAAUACUGAUUAA